Messenger RNA from Lodderomyces beijingensis, 1020 nucleotides. The record is from the annotation of a GenBank genome assembly. Lineage: Eukaryota; Fungi; Ascomycota; Pichiomycetes; Serinales; Debaryomycetaceae.
AUGUUUCGCGAUUGGUCAUUGAGCUUUAGGACGAUCCAACUAUCGGGGCUAACAACAAUUUCAUACGCGGUCGACGUCGUCAUCUAUUUAACAAUGUUGAUUUUAUCAGCCACCUUGGGGCGAAUAGUCCCCCCGCGGUACCAAGAGUUUCUGAUCUAUGACAUUUCCAUCCGGUACACCUACUUCCCCAACGUCACCGUCCCCGUGUGGCUCCUCGCCAUCAUAGCAGGCGGAAUCCCAUUUUUGCAGUUCGGGGCAUUUGCCAUCUUCACUCGUGCCUCGUUGCGGCGCCGGUUCUGGGAUUUCUUCGCUGGCAAUCUUUGCUUAUUGGGUGCGCUAGCGACCCAGUUGUGGGCGGUAGUGUUGCUCAAGAACAUAACGGGUCUACCGCGGCCCGACAUGAUGGAUCGAUGCCAGCCGAUUUUCCAGGAGUUGGACAUUACCCAGCUAUCUACGGUAGAGAUAUGUCUACAACCGGAUUGGAAUUUGGUUAUGGAGGGGUUCCGCGCGUUUCCUAGUGGGCACGCGAGCACCGUUUUCUGCGGCAUGGUGAUCACCUCGUUGAAUUUCGCGGCCCAUUUGCAGACUUUUGACCAGAGGAAUAAUUCAUUCAAGGUGUUUUUGACUAUAUCGCCUACAUUGAUAGCGGCCUUUGUAGCGGGCACGAGAGUCAGCGAUAACCGGCACUAUUUAAGAGAUGUGGUAUUUGGUUCAAUGUUGGGGGCCUUUGUGGGCUUUGCUUAUUACCAUCAGUAUUACCCCAGUGUUUUCAACUUGCGGAAUCGCGGCAGAGCGUUCCCGCCCAGAAGAUUUGGAAUCAAUCGGUUCUUGAGGAACGUGGGUGGGUUCUGGACUUUUAGCGAGGGGGAGCAGAUUAACGACUUAAAUUUGGUGGAGGAAAGAAGUUUAAACAAUGACGAUGUUGAAAAACGGCUAGCUUUGAAUUCCAACGGUGAAGCUUGGCGGGUGCGGGAUAUGCAGGAUAACAUCCACUAUGUCAAUAACGUGUUGUCAUCAUAG